AUGUUUCUGCUUGUUUGCAUACUGGUAGUUGGGAUUGUACGAGCGAUUCCCAUUGACAACGGUGUAGAAGGAGAACCCGAGAUUGAGUGUGGGCCGAGCACGAUCACCAUUAACUUCAACACCAGAAAUCCCUUCGAGGGUCACGUCUACGUGAAAGGACUCUACGACCAACCUGGCUGCCGGAGCGAUGAGGGUGGCAGACAGGUGGCCGGCAUAGAACUGCCAUUCGACACCUGCAACACGGCCAGAACGAGAUCGCUUAACCCUCGCGGAGUUUUCAUCUCGACAACCGUAGUCAUCUCCUUCCAUCCACAGUUUGUGACUAAAGUUGAUCGAGCUUACCGAAUCCAAUGCUUCUACAUGGAAGCCGAUAAAACCGUCAGCACACAAAUCGAAGUUUCUGACCUCACCACUGCCUUCCAAACGCAAGUGGUACCUAUGCCUAUCUGCAAGUACGAAAUUCUAGAUGGAGGACCGACUGGCGCUCCUAUUCAAUUCGCCACUAUCGGACAGCAAGUUUACCACAAAUGGACCUGUGAUUCUGAAACUACUGAUACGUUCUGCGCUAUUGUGCACUCAUGUACGGUGGACGAUGGGAACGGGGAUACGGUACAGAUUCUCAAUGACGAGGGGUGUGCUCUCGAUAAAUUCCUUCUCAACAAUCUAGAAUAUCCGACGGAUUUGAUGGCUGGGCAGGAGGCCCACGUCUACAAAUAUGCUGAUAGGUUUGUAUUUAUAGAAAGACACAUCACAAUCAAAGAACCAAACACAGAAUGUGCACGACCACAGUGUCCUGAACCACAAGGAUUCGGUGCCACGAAGGUAAUUUUGAGACAUUGA
Messenger RNA from Angiostrongylus costaricensis, 840 nucleotides. Lineage: Eukaryota; Metazoa; Nematoda; Chromadorea; Rhabditida; Metastrongylidae. The record is from the annotation of a GenBank genome assembly.